Messenger RNA from Eurytemora carolleeae, 509 nucleotides. RefSeq names its product protein PRRC1. Gene Ontology annotation, molecular function: protein kinase A regulatory subunit binding. NCBI's taxonomy places the organism in Eukaryota, Metazoa, Arthropoda, Copepoda, Calanoida, Temoridae. The transcript has 5 exons. The coding region runs from base 135 to 494 and encodes 119 amino acids. Gene Ontology annotation, biological process: activation of protein kinase A activity. Gene Ontology annotation, cellular component: cytoplasm. The record is from RefSeq and is a predicted model, not a curated record.
CAGGCGCCAAACCUCCUCCAGGCAAAAUACAGAAGGAAGAAACAGGUUCAGGAAAUCUUCCAUUAUCUACAUCUCAACAAUCAUUAAAGGGUAAGGCAAUUGUUGUUACAGCAGAACAGCCCAGCGCUCCAGGAAUGUUUGGCUGGGUCCGUGGAGGAGGGUUGUUGUCCCGUGUUGUGGAGAAGACAAUCUCCGUCACGGAGAACGUGAUCACCACCCUGGACCCACAGAUGCGGGACUUUAUACAUUCAGGAGGAGAUGUUCAGAUAGUUGUAGCUUCUGACAAGGAUGAAAAGGUUGGAGCAAUCAGAGAAGCUUUUCAGAAUGUUUUUGGACACGCUACAAUAGUUGGAUUACCUUCCAGGUGCAGCAAUCUUUAUUUCUUCCGUAUAAUUGUGAAUAUCCGCACAUAUUAUUGUAUACUAGCUUGGCAAUCCAGCGGUUGCCCAGGUUACUCAUUGUUACUCCCGCCUUUUACCUGCACUUGGUCGUAAAUUGCGAUUUUAUCU